Molecule: messenger RNA, 6364 nt
Organism: Acipenser ruthenus (sterlet)
Lineage: Eukaryota; Metazoa; Chordata; Actinopteri; Acipenseriformes; Acipenseridae
Product: protein CBFA2T1
Exons: 11
Coding region: 566-2359 (597 amino acids)
Biological process (GO): negative regulation of DNA-templated transcription; DNA-templated transcription
Cellular component (GO): nucleus
Molecular function (GO): transcription corepressor activity
Source: RefSeq, a predicted model, not a curated record
AUUGUUAACAUAUACUUGACCCCCACAACCUGCUCAUGACACAGAUGUCUGGUACCUCUGUCACCUCCCACUGCUUAAACCCCUCCCACUCGGCACCUGGGUAAACUGAGUCUGGCAGAGAGUACCGUUUGACUCCAAAGCUAUCUAGAAUAAACACCAGAGAGACGCUAGCAGAACGAGUGCAUAUUUUCUCCUUCCUGUCAGUUAAUCCGAGAAACUGAAACAAGAUCCAGGUUUCUCAAGACUAACGACGACAACCUGACAGUCAGACCCUUUUUAUGGGUUCAAGAACUCAGUUGUCUACCACAUAAAGGAACUUGUGGACUGUUUUUUUUUUUUUCUUCUUCUUGGCAAAACCUACUGUAUUUGCAGACUGAUUGCUAUCGGAACUUGGACGCCUAGACAGUUUCAAUACUGUACUGCUGUUCUUGAGAUAGUUUUGACUUUUGGAACGUGUAUCAUCUGGACAGUGAAAGAGAAGAAACACAAGUGCAUUCCUUCUCUGUUUAUUUUUGCAUCAGAGUCGGAGACUGGAACUUAAUUUGUAGCUAAACCCCAAUAACGAAUGGUGGGAAUUUCUGUCCCUUUUCAGUAUCGCACUGAGAAGCACUCCACAAUGCCAGACUCACCUGCUGAUGUGAAAUCACAAUCCAGGUUGACGCCACCAACAAUGCCACCUCCUCCAACCACACAAGGAGCUCCGAGGACCAGUUCUUUCACCCCGACCACAUUAACCAAUGGCACCAGCCACUCACCCACAGCAUUAAACGGAGCUCCGUCUCCACCGAAUGGCUUUAGCAAUGGACCCUCCUCAUCCUCUUCCUCAUCGUUAGCCAAUCAGCAGUUGCCACCUGCCUGUGGUGCACGGCAGCUCAGUAAACUCAAGAGGUUCCUCACCACACUGCAGCAGUUUGGCAAUGACAUUUCACCCGAAAUCGGUGAGAGGGUGCGCACAUUGGUGCUGGGGCUUGUGAACUCUACCUUAACCAUAGAAGAAUUUCAUUCCAAACUGCAGGAAGCUACGAAUUUCCCACUGCGACCCUUUGUCAUCCCAUUUCUGAAGGCCAACCUGCCAUUACUUCAGCGGGAGCUCCUGCACUGCGCAAGGCUGGCCAAGCAGAACCCGGCCCAGUACCUCGCUCAGCACGAGCAGCUGCUGCUCGACACCAGCACCACCUCACCUGUCGACUCCUCCGAUCUGCUGCUGGACGUCAACGAAAACGGCAAGAGGAGAACACCCGAUAGAACCAAAGAGAAUGGCUUUGAUCGAGAGCCUUUGCACUCAGAGCAUCCCAGCAAGCGGCCCUGCACUAUUAGCCCCAGCCAACGGUACAGUCCAAAUAACGGCUUAUCAUACCAGCCCAACAGUCUGCCUCACCCCACACCGCCUCCACCUCAGCACUACCGUCUGGAUGACAUGGCUAUCGCUCAUCACUACAGGGAUUCAUACAGGCAUCCCAAUCACAGGGACCUCAGGGACAGGACCAGACCUUUGGGGAUGCAUGGCACGCGUCAAGAAGAAGUGAUUGAUCACCGGCUUACGGACAGAGAAUGGGCAGAGGAGUGGAAGCACCUUGACCAUGUAAGAAAACUGCUGAACUGCAUCAUGGACAUGGUAGAGAAGACUAGGCGCUCUCUUACAGUCCUGCGGCGAUGUCAGGAGGCAGACCGCGAGGAGCUCAAUUACUGGAUCAGGCGGUACAGCGAUGCUGAGGACCUCAAGAAAGGGACAAGCACCAGCACCAGCCACUCCAGACAACAGAGCCCCGUCAACACAGACCCCUCACUUCCAGAAGCUCACCGCGAACUCCUUCACAGGCCCACCUCUGGAUAUGUGCCGGAAGAGAUCUGGAAGAAAGCUGAGGAGGCGGUGAAUGAGGUGAAGCGUCAGGCGGUGUCGGAGCUGCAGAAGGCCGUGUCCGAAGCUGAGCGGAAAGCCCACGAGAUGAUCAGCACAGAGAGGGUGAAAAUGGAACGCACCGUCGCCGAGGCCAAGCGACAGGCCGCAGAGGAUGCGCUGAGCGUCAUUCACCAGCAGGAGGACUCCAGCGAGAGUUGCUGGAAUUGUGGGCGCAAAGCCAGCGAAACAUGUAGCGGCUGUAACACAGCAAGAUACUGCGGCUCUUUCUGUCAACACAAGGACUGGGAAAAGCACCACCACGUGUGUGGGCAGACCCUUCAGGCCCAGCAGCAGCAGCAGCAGCAGCAGCAGCAGCAGCAGGGAGAGACUCCAGCAGCAGCCAGCUCGUCAGCAACACCGUGCAGUGGAGCAGGGAGUCCGGUCAGCACGCCUCCAGCCGCCACUCCCAGAUCAACAACCCCAGGCACUCCCUCCGCCAUAGAACCCACCACGCGCUAAGACAAGGAGAGAAUAUAAAGAAAGCAAAAUAAAAACAAGCAAACAAACAUGUCCUUGUAUACUCGAAGAUUAUAAACUAUUAUACUGCAAAAAAGAAGGAACUUAUCCUGAAGUAGUAGUGAAACACAGAAGGCCAGUAACGGGUCAUAUUGACUUACCAUGAUGAAAAAACACAAAGAUUUUCUUUGUUUUGGGUUUUUUUUUUCCUGUAAAAAAACAAAAAAUCAACAAAAAAACUGAAAAGACAGCAGAGAAUAACAAAAGAGUAGAUUUGACCUCCUCCCCUCUGUUAUUUUUCCAGUAGCUGGGAUUUUAAACUAGAUGACCUCAUUAACAGAUGCUUUACCAAACAGCAAACCAAGGGAUUGCUAAUUGCUGUUGAAAGCAAAAAUGCUAAUAUUCAAAUAUGAGAAAGGGACACCUUGUUCUUUGUAACAAUGAUGGAAAAAAAGAGAGAAAAAACCCUCAAGGGCAUGAGCGUUGGAUAGAGCGUAGACAUUCUAACUAGAAGAUGAAUGGCAUACAUGGGUUACUGACUGAACUUUGAAGACCGGCAAUGAAAUGCGCACAUGAGCAGCAGAUUGGAAAGAAACACAGAUGUUCAUCCUUUUUUUUUUACUUCUGAAAGAAAUAUAAUAAUAUCCAGGUCAACGGAAUGAAAAAUUAAAGCUGUUUUGCGGUGGAACGUAUAAAAAAAGAAGAGGCAGCAGCAGCAGCAGCAUAGGGGAAAAUAAAUGCCAUAAUUAAAAAAAGAGGCUUCCUUUUAAGAAAAAAAUAAUACAAAAAAUAAAUAAGGAACAGCCUGCAGCUGAUUAGCAUUUUUCUCCAGCUUUCAUAUCAGCCAGCUGCUCCUUAUUACUCUGCAGCAUUGCUUCACUUUUAAAAAGUUCCACAGAGUAAGACAAUCAGGUCAGUUCCUGCUCAUUUAAACAACGUCAAAUAAAAAAAAAGAAGGUAAAUAAAACCACAUUGGCUUUGAUUCUGGCCCUUUCAUGUUUUUCCCGCCUUCAUACCCUUUUUUUUCAUUUUAUUUUUUUAAAGUAGUUCUCUUGGUGUAAAACACUUCUGUCCUGUGAGGUUCCCAAUGGUGAUUUCUUGUGAAUGUGUUGGACAAAUGUGAAGAUGCAUUGUAGCUUAACCAUGCCAAUCAUUUUAGUCUCUUUAUUCCUAGUUGUUGAAGAAGAAAACUGUAAUCUUUCUAUGCUGCUUUUAUAUUUGUAUGUAUUAGUGAUAUUUCUCUAGUAGUUCAAAAAGAAACAAUGGAAACAUUUUUUUUUUUCUCGGUUGUCCUCAAGAAAAGAAAAAAAGCUAUCUCUCUGAGCUGCAAUUUCACUCUGUUAGGAUAUUUUCUGAGAACUAGCAUGCUACACGGAAUGCUAAAAUAUUGAUGUUUUGUACAAGGGGAUGUACAUAAAUGUAUUUUGCACUGUCACGAAGACUCCCUAGGCAUGCUUCUUUUGGCAAACUCUUUAUUAAGUGUGCUAGAGCCAUUUUCACUGAUUUGUAUCUGUAUUUUUAGAGUAGCUGUGAAUUUCUGUUUUUUUCUCGCUAUCGUUAGUGAAGUUUUCAUAAUCAUAUAACAGGACUUCAUCACUUUUAACAACAACAAGAAAAAGACAGUGUAUUCAUAUCACUGCAAGGUCGUUAAGUAUUGCUGUUUUUACAAAAAAAAGAAAUAAAAAAAAAGAAUAAAUAAACUAAAGCUCCAAAUGCUGAGGUGUAGAUUGACAGCUUGAACACUGCUGAAUGCCAGGUUAUACAGUAUUACAAACAAGGGAAGUCAGCCAAAGACAGAUCCGAAGGACCAAAAUUUGAUUAAGAUAAUAAUAAUAAUAAUAAUAAUAAUAAUAAUAAUAAUAAUAAUCCAUAAAGCACCAGAAUGUUCUUUUUUCCAAAUGAUCAGCAGGUUAACCAGUUUGAGCAAGUGAACCAGCGGUCAUAAACCAGUUAACCCUUUGCUGUCCAGAACCCAGACCAGAACUACUCAAUAGCUUGGGCCAAUGACCCAGUAUAAGGGUGCUGUCACACCUUUCAGAGUAUCAAAAGAUUCUCAAACAAGCAAUAAUUUCCACAUUCAGACUCCAGUCAAUAACUUUGUGGUAACAAAUGAAAACAUCCAAAAUGCCACUGUCUGACAAGAAUAUUGUUUACAGUGCUUUAAUUUGUUUUUAAAAACAAUUCCUGCCAGAUGGUAAUUUUGGAGGACCAUUCUUGACAAUGGUUUAUAUAGUUGUCUGCAUAUUGGCUAUUGAAUGGAAAUAAGUAUGUGGUAUGGUGAUGCCAUUUGGGUUGAUGUCAUCACACCCUCAUACAGGCCAUAGAGUGGGAUAAAUACAUCAGUAGAGAGUGUGGCUUUCUUUCUUUAUCAGUCAAUGAAAUUGCCUUUAUAAAAAAAGAGCUUUGUGUCUGUCAACCAAAUCUCCCCUACUCGCUCUUAACUGUUUGACAUGGCUGGUUUUGAUGCUGACAAAGGAGAAAACACUUACUGAAAAUGCUCCUUCAUUUAUCUUUUGGUUUCACCACCCAAAACAAAAUCAAAAUAGUGGUUUAUAAGGCUGAACUGUAAUGACUGGAUAUUGGAACAUAGUACCUAAGUAGAGAAAAAUCAGCACUUAACUGAAGCACAUAACCACAUGUUCUAUAUGGUCUUCUUGAAACCAUGGUGCUAAGAGACAAAUCAUUGACCUCAAUACAAUUGACUUUGGCUAUGAGCAGUCUGAUUUGUUCCUCAUGUUCCUGAGUCUAUGUUCUACACUGUAAAGGGUUAUGCAAUCCAAAAAGGUGUCUGACACCCAUUUAUGUCUCAGAAGCUGUGAUUUUAUGUGAAACGGCAAUGCUAUUUUAACACUAGUGUAUUGUAUACUUCAAAUAAAGAAUUAGUGCAUCAUGUUACUUCAAUUCAGGGCACCCUAGGAAAAACAAAUACAUAAUAAAUGAAUAAAACUAGAAACUGACUCUUUGAGCUCUAUCUCCUCCUCUCCUCUCCUCCUCAUCCUCUCCUCCUCCUCCUCUCCUUUUUUUGCUACAACCUCCUCAGUGGCAAAAAGGUUUCGCUCUACCUCUGAUAGCAUGUAUAUUGCACCAGAACAAGAUACUGGUCUAGUCAAACCAAAUGGGCACAAGAGAACAGGAUACCAAAAGUAAAAGCUCAUACAGCUGCAAAACCAUAUCACUACUUGGUAACAAUGCAGACCUCAUAAACCUAAAAAGAAAAAAAAAAAUGUUACUUUCCUUUAUGCUUGUCACUUAUAUACAGAUUAUGUGAAAAGUAUAAUUUGUAGGUAAACACACAUUUAAGAGACACAACAAAAAAAAAGUCAACACCAUUUGAUACAAUCAAAACAGUGGUCACUGAUACGAAUAGGGCACUCUCUCUCUCUCUCUCUCUCUCUCUCUCUCUCUCUCUCUCUCUCUCUCUCUCUCUCUCUCUCUCUCUCCUCUUUAAUCUCUUUCUGUUGUGAGACGUACGUGUGACAGGGCUGCCUGUCUUUGUUGCAUAGGUGCAUGCCAUGGGAAUUAAUUAAAAAAUAAAUACAAUAAUAUAGUUAAUAAAAAAACAACGACUGGUUAAUUAAAGCAUGCCUAUGUCUAGAAUACUUUGGGGGACUAAAAAAAAAGUGACUGUCCAGUUUGUUGUCACAUUAAACAAGACGCAUGCAAACUGGAGACCGUUGAAAUGCAGAUUGAAGUACAUUAUUUGGUUCUGCGACUUUAUUGUGAAAAAAUAAAAUAAAUUGAAGUUGUUGUGCAAUACUUAAUUCAGACAUGUACCACAAGUUAAUGGUAGACUAACACUGGGGGGUCUAUACGUCAUGCUUUUGUCAGCAUACUUUUUUGAGCUUUUAAAGUCUACUAUGUCGGAACUGUGGUUUCUUGUUUGUUCUUGCUUUUCUUUAGUUAGACUGUAAUGUAUGGUCUGUCAACCUGUGAAUCUUUUAAAGUAUGAUUCAGGUAUUGUUGUACUCCUUACUGUGUAAUAAAAAUGUUAAUAUCUGUAUUCACUGA